GCGGCGUUCUAUGCGAUGCAGCAGCUCAAAGUAAAUUGAUUGCUUUAAAGAAAAUUCGUGUGAUCACAGUCUUAAUAUCAUUACAAUUACUUAUUUUUAAAAUUCUUAAUAGCAAAUCCCUCUAUAAUAGGAGAAUGGAAAGAGAUCAAAAAUUCGACCCACAAAAAUUAUCAUUAUUGAUAAAGCCAGUCAAACCUUCAAUUAAAUCAUUAAUUUUACAUCAGCAUAGUCAAGCAAAAUACGAUUACAUUUCUGGAGAGAAUCCUGAAGCAGUUUACCCUGAUGGACGUUAUGCAUACUCUGUAGAAUAUGAUUUAACUACAGGCAAUAGUCGUAUUCUUAGCUUAAAAACAAAUACUUUUUGUUCUGCUGGGUCUUUCUUUGAAAAUGGUACACUAAUCGAAUCUGGCGGUUCCGAAGAAGAGUUUGGUGCACUGAAUGGUUCCCAGGCGCUUCGAUUAUUCCAUCCAUGCGACGACAGUAGUUGCGAUUGGUUAGAAUUCCCUGCAUAUUUGGACACUGCAAGAUGGUAUAAUACUAUGGUAUCGCUUCCAGAUGGUAGAAUUUUCAAUAUCGGAGGAUCAACAAUAGGAACGCCCCUUAACAACGCUUCGGUCAAUAAUCCUACGUAUGAAUUUUAUCCUAAAACAUCUAAGGGUGUAAAGUUCCAAUUUCUUGUAGAUACAUUGCCAUAUAAUCAAUAUCCAGCAGUAUUUGUACUUCCCGGUCCACCGGAUCAAACUUGGUUGUACAUAUCAGCUAACAAGAAAGCUCUGAUUUGGGAUUAUAUUAAACAAGAAAUAGUUAGGACAUUGCCAGAUAUUCCUGGUGGUCCACGCACGUUUCCGGCUACCGGCACAAUAUUUCUUUCCCCAUUACAUUAUGAAGAUAAUUACGCUGCUGAAAUUAUCGCUUGCGGUGGAUCUGCUGAACAAAAACCUGAUGCAAAAAGUGAUAAAGAUUGCGCAAGGCUUAACUUAGCGAAACCAGAUUCUGGUUGGACUUUAGAACCUUUCGGAGAUUUCGAUACAGGACGUUUAAUGGGUGAUUACAUUUAUAUGCCUGAUGGCAAAGUACUUAUUGUAAAUGGUGCUGGUAGAGGAUUCGCAG
Racocetra persica is the source of this 1110-nucleotide messenger RNA. The record is from the annotation of a GenBank genome assembly. NCBI's taxonomy places the organism in Eukaryota, Fungi, Glomeromycota, Glomeromycetes, Diversisporales, Gigasporaceae.